CGAAUUGAAUUUCUAUCGUGACAUGUUUGACAAAAAUAAAUGACUUCUAGAAGAAAAACUAAAAAUAAGUGCCUACAUAAUAGACACUAAAUUAAGCAUUUUCUUAAUUCAUACUAGGUGACAAAAGCGUACUGCCUAAAACUUAUUCAGCUACGAUGAACAAAUAUCACGCCAUCAUUGUACUAUCAGAUGCAAAAGUGCAUGGCGAAUUUAUCAAUUGAAUUCAUUCACAAUUUCUGCAUCAAUAAUAUUCAACAGUUGACAGGCCAGACAUGACCAUCUUUAGUUGAUAACAAUGAUAACCAAACCAACUAUGAACCACAUGCGAAUGGUGUCAAAUGACAGACGAUAACAUCAGGGGCGUUACUGUAUCAAGUUCUAUUCGGCUCAGUGUUGAAACUGACACGGCCAAACCAUGUUCUCGGAAAGAGUCCUACUAAUAUUCCUCGCCAUACUUUAUCCCACGUUUGCACAAGAUUGCGUGAUGUUGGUAACAAAAGAAGACGCAUGGGACAAGAAACUACACAUGGAUAAAAUGAAAGACUAUCACUUCAGACAGCCGCCGAAAAACCAGUCUUGUGUUCCAGUCAAAGUGCAUUUCCAAUUAAAGACAUUCGCUUUUGAUGAAUAUGCAGACAGGUUCACAGCUAAAAUGUGGACUCGGAUGAUCUGGAGAGACGAACGCCUCAUCUGGUCGCCAGAAGACUACGGAGGAAUAAAAAAAAUGAUCGUGCUCCCAACGGAUAUUUGGACGCCUUCUUUAAAGCUUCUUAACAGCGUCGAACCGGACUACUUUUCUAUGGAAAUAGAAGAAUGCGUCGUCCAAAAUAACGGAGAAGUUAUGUGUGUUCCGGAACUAAUUUAUGAAUCAUUUUGCAUUGCUAAAUUAAGAGAUUGGCCGUUCGACGUUCAGAAUUGUACCCUCCAGUUCGGAGAUGGUGAGAGACUUACUACUUCCCGAUUUAGUUUUAAAGGAAAAGCUAUGUCGCUUGGUCUUGCAGAAUAUGGUAAUGGUUGGUACAUAAUGAUGAAUAACUUUAAGGAAAACCCGAAUUCAGACGUACAGUUGUCCAUUACAUUGACAAUGGAGAGACAAGCGUCUGGUAUAAUUGUUGUAUUGACAGGUCCCUGUUUCGUCCUUUCUAUAUUGAAUAUAACAUCUAUUCUAUUGACUGUAAAUGAUUAUAUCCGCUUGGGAUUUUCGUGUUUUAGUCUAAUAGGUCAUUUUACAUUCUUGUUUUUUAUUGACGAGUUUUUACCAAAGCACAGUGGUGACACCCCUGUCAUUUUAUUCUUCAUCCGUGAUUCAAUAAUCUUGACAAUAACUUCAGUGCUUUUCACUCUUGUUUUAAGCAAAAUUGUUAAAAGAAAAACUGUGCCGUUUGAUUGGGUAUCUUUAGUAUCAAAUAAAGUAUUUUUUAGCUUUGGUCGAUACUUGAUUUUACCAAGAUGGAGAGUAGAUCCUGAUGCUAAAGAUACUAAUAAUGUAAACAAUAAAGAGAUUUGGAUGAACGUGGCUAAUAUUUUGAACAGUGCUUAUCUAGUUGUAGUCAUUAUUGUAUAUAUAAUUUUGUUUAAUGCUUACAUGCCUAAACAACCACCGGCUGAAUAUUGAUUGUAAAAUGACAAUAAAAUUAUUUGCACUUCAA
This is a messenger RNA of Leguminivora glycinivorella, 1649 nucleotides long. Its product is annotated as neuronal acetylcholine receptor subunit beta-3-like. Lineage: Eukaryota; Metazoa; Arthropoda; Insecta; Lepidoptera; Tortricidae. The record is from RefSeq and is a predicted model, not a curated record. The coding region runs from base 416 to 1615 and encodes 399 amino acids. Gene Ontology annotation, biological process: chemical synaptic transmission; regulation of membrane potential; signal transduction. Gene Ontology annotation, molecular function: neurotransmitter receptor activity; extracellular ligand-gated monoatomic ion channel activity; transmembrane signaling receptor activity. Gene Ontology annotation, cellular component: neuron projection; synapse; membrane. The transcript has a single exon.